Melopsittacus undulatus (budgerigar) is the source of this 3024-nucleotide messenger RNA. It is a transcript of the gene PRPS1, whose product is annotated as phosphoribosyl pyrophosphate synthetase 1. The record is from RefSeq and is a predicted model, not a curated record. Gene Ontology annotation, cellular component: ribose phosphate diphosphokinase complex; cytoplasm. The transcript has 7 exons. Lineage: Eukaryota; Metazoa; Chordata; Aves; Psittaciformes; Psittaculidae. Gene Ontology annotation, molecular function: magnesium ion binding; ribose phosphate diphosphokinase activity; ATP binding. Bases 161 to 1117 code for a protein of 318 amino acids. Gene Ontology annotation, biological process: 5-phosphoribose 1-diphosphate biosynthetic process; ribonucleoside monophosphate biosynthetic process; purine nucleotide biosynthetic process.
GGGGCAAAAUGGCGGAGUAGGGGCGAGGCGGCGUGGCCAGCGCUCACCGUGCCGCGUCCCGCGCAGGAGGCGGGCGGGUCCCCGGGCGGCGGUCGGCGGCGGUGCGAGGCGGAGCGGGGACGAGGAGAAGGAGAAGAGCGUCGGUGCCGCAGCCGCCACCAUGCCCAACAUCAAGAUCUUCAGCGGGAGCUCGCACCAGGACCUGUCGCAGAAGAUCGCGGACCGCCUCGGCCUGGAGCUGGGCAAGGUGGUCACCAAGAAGUUCAGCAACCAGGAGACAUGUGUGGAAAUAGGCGAGAGUGUACGUGGGGAGGACGUCUACAUUGUGCAGAGUGGCUGUGGUGAAAUCAAUGACAAUCUGAUGGAGCUCCUUAUCAUGAUAAAUGCCUGUAAGAUUGCCUCAGCCAGCAGAGUCACAGCUGUCAUACCUUGCUUCCCUUAUGCUCGGCAGGAUAAAAAGGACAAGAGUCGAGCUCCAAUCUCUGCCAAGCUGGUUGCAAACAUGCUGUCUGUGGCAGGUGCAGAUCAUAUAAUCACCAUGGACCUGCAUGCAUCUCAGAUUCAGGGCUUUUUUGAUAUCCCUGUUGAUAACUUAUAUGCUGAGCCUGCUGUACUGAAGUGGAUCAAAGAGAAUAUUGCAGAGUGGAAGAACUGCACCAUUGUUUCACCAGAUGCUGGCGGAGCCAAGAGAGUGACCUCCAUUGCAGAUCGAUUGAAUGUAGACUUCGCCCUCAUUCACAAGGAGCGCAAGAAGGCAAACGAAGUGGAUCGCAUGGUCCUGGUGGGUGAUGUCAAAGACAGAGUGGCCAUUCUGGUAGAUGAUAUGGCAGACACAUGUGGUACCAUCUGUCAUGCUGCAGACAAGCUUGUGUCAGCAGGCGCCACCAAAGUUUAUGCUAUCCUAACUCACGGGAUCUUUUCUGGGCCAGCAAUCUCUCGCAUCAACAACGCCUGUUUUGAGGCAGUUGUGGUCACAAACACGAUACCCCAGGAGGACAAGAUGAAGCAGUGUCCUAAAAUCCAGGUGAUUGACAUCUCGAUGAUCCUUGCAGAGGCCAUCAGGAGGACUCAUAAUGGGGAAUCUGUCUCCUACCUAUUCAGCCAUGUCCCUUUAUAACAAGAGAUGUCAGCUGCUGCUUGUAUGGCUUGUUUUUUAAACCAAAAGUUGUUCAGCUUGUUGUAAAGUUCAGUAGAAGACUCUGCUUGUUCCAGUGCAGCUCUCCACAGCUCCUCCUGCUUAAGUCAGCCUUACUGGCUCUGAUCCCAGCACUGGGAGGCUGGAGGAGGGAAGCUCAUCUCUAACACUCCCAACUCCACCAGCAACCCUGUGCAUGGGGGCUCAGCAGUAAUCCUGACUCAUCUCUGCGGGUCUGUGGAGAGCGGGACUGACCCAUGGCUUACUGCCACAAUUGUUUUGGGGGAGGGUUAGAUGAUCUGGCAUGCAAACCCUAAAUUGCUUGGGAAGUAGAGCUCCCUAGGAUGUGUUGAUGUGGAUCUACAGCAAGAGCCCGAGAGACUGCUGGCUGUCUUACCCCUCUAUACCUGAUAGAAGCCCUUCAAGAGCGAUGGGGAAGGUUUGUAUCUUGGCCAAGCUUGACCCUAGGUAAAACCCUGGGGGACACCUGGGAGGUGGUUCUGCUACAGCUUUCUCCCAUGGAAGGAGGUCAGUGUCGCUUUCAACCUUGAGCUCAUCUUAUUAAUGAAAUUAGAUGUCCUUUAAUCAUGCUGCACAGCAAAGUGAAGGUGAGAGCAUAGUCUGCAGUACUGCCCUGCUGUAGGAAGUUAGAGCUCAAGAUUCACCCUGGACAAGCAUUCUUCUCCCUCUUACGCAGAGGACUGAUGGUGGUUGUGUGCUUUAGUUUCUAGUGUAGGCUGAAACCAGUUGCUCAGUUUGAGAGCUGUUGGCCUUGCUAGUGAUGGGAGGAGUGCUGCCCUGUACUAUAGCUGCACCUUGACUUGCUGUGCAAAUCCUGGAUCCUUUUUUUACCAGUACACUCGUAAACUGAGCCUCUUUAUCCCAUAGUAGCUUGGUUGUUCCAUCUAGCAAGUGCCUGCUCAGACACUGGGUGGCCUAACACGCAACAGCUUUGUGUCCAGCUGUCUUAGCCUCUCAUUGCCUGCAAUCCUGUUGUCCUGUAAGUUACUGACACAUUCUGGUUGCUUGCCCUGGUCACUGUCUGCCUUGCCUUGAAAGUUGCUCCUUGCAAAAGGUCUUAAACCAAGGAACAUAGGAGGUUGCAGGACUACAAAACCUGAAGAAGGCCUUGGAGUGGGUUCGAUGCUGCUAAUGGGUGCUUACAGCAAUGGGUUGGAGAGGCUGGUGGUACAUAGUACUGGGAAAACCAUGGAUCCAGCACCAACCUGACAGGCAGCAAAGUGCCUGAAAGAAAACUACCAAACCUAGAGCUGGCUGAGGUUCCCAGGUGUAGGCAUCACCUGAAACUUGAAUCCUGAGUAACUGUACCAGACAAUCAGAAGGUAAACUGCUAAGUCUCUCCUGGACUCUUGUGGGGUUACAGACCAAGCUCUUACAUGUGCUGGUUUUUAUAAGCACUCCUCUUCUGUUUGUUUUUGAGGAAGGGAAAAAGGGAAAAUAAGGAACUCGAAAUGACUUGCUAGGGUAACCAGCACGGCUGGGAGAGGCUGGGGGCUGGGGUGUCAGUGGAUCUAACUGGAAGACUUGGUUAAGAUCUAGGGAAAAGUACUUCCUUAGUUGUGCCUUUUACUGAAGACUUCUCUCCCUUCCUACAACUCCUGUCCUGUGGCAACGUUACUACUUCUAUUCCAGUGUGGGGCUUUUCCUUAUGUAUAAGAUUUGGUGUCUGUCCAGAAAGUGUGUCUCUUGCUUCCUUGCUUUGCAUCCUGCACUGAGCUCUCCCGAGAGUCUGAUUCCUGCCUCCUGUGUUUGGAGCCCCUGCUGCCACUGCCAGUGCCCUGCGAGCCCAGAGCCGGGGCAUUGAGCAGGAUUUUCAGCAGCGUUUGUGUUUAAACCUGAUGAAGGAAUUAAACUUUUAUUUAAAAGCC